AUGGCGUUAAACCACACUGCCCUGCCCCAGGACGAGCACCUGCCACACUACCUUCGAGAGGGGGAUCCCUUUGCUUCCAAACUUUCCUGGGAAGCGGAUUUAGUGGCGGGAUUUUACCUUACAAUAAUUGGGAUUCUGUCCACAUUUGGAAAUGGGUAUGUCCUUUAUAUGUCUUCUAGACGAAAGAAGAAACUCAGACCUGCCGAAAUCAUGACUAUCAACCUAGCAGUCUGUGAUCUGGGGAUUUCAGGUCACUGGAGGGCACUUCUCCCUGACAACUUGCUUGGUGCUCUAGUUGUAGGCAAGCCAUUCACCAUCAUCUCUUGCUUCUGCCACCGUUGGGUGUUUGGCUGGAUUGGUUGCCGCUGGUAUGGAUGGGCUGGAUUUUUCUUUGGCUGUGGAAGCCUUAUCACCAUGACUGCUGUCAGCCUGGAUCGGUACCUGAAAAUCUGCUAUUUGUCUUAUGGGGUCUGGCUGAAGAGAAGGCAUGCCUACAUCUGCCUGGCGCUCAUCUGGGCCUAUGCCUCCUUCUGGACCACCAUGCCCCUGGUGGGUCUGGGGGACUACGCACCUGAGCCCUUCGGAACCUCGUGCACUCUGGACUGGUGGCUGGCCCAGGCCUCUGUAGGGGGUCAGGUUUUCAUCCUGAACAUCCUCUUCUUCUGCCUCUUGCUGCCCACGGCUGUGAUCGUGUUCUCCUACGUGAAGAUUAUCGCCAAGGUCAAGUCCUCUUCCAAAGAAGUAGCUCAUUUUGACAGUCGAAUCCAUAGUAGCCAUGUGCUUGAAAUGAAACUGACCAAGGUGGCGAUGUUGAUUUGUGCUGGAUUCUUGAUUGCAUGGAUUCCUUAUGCAGUAGUCUCUGUGUGGUCAGCUUUUGGAAGGCCAGACUCCAUCCCAAUACAGCUUUCUGUGGUGCCAACACUCCUUGCAAAAUCAGCAGCCAUGUACAAUCCGAUCAUCUACCAAGUCAUUGAUUACAAAUUUUCCUGUUGCCGAACUAGUGGUUUGAAAGCAACCAAAAAGAAGUCAUUGGAAGAUUUCAGGCUGCACACCGUUACCACUGUCAGGAAGUCUUCUGCUGUGCUGGAAAUCCAUCAAGAGGUAUGAAGAUGGACACAGAAUCACUCAUGGACACAACUUAUUCACAUAUUUGCCUCCUCACUGUUGUUAACAUUUGUGGUCACACUUUUCUCUUUAUAUUAAAUUUUUAUAUUUUGUACACUUUCCCUCUGUUUCCUCAAGUCAGGGUUUGCUGAGAAAUUCCAAUGGACAAAUGGAAACUAGAUAAUAGGAUAUUACUUUAAGGAAUAUUAUUAGAAUGAACAUCCCUGGAACUUUAAUUUUCUUAUACAUAGAAUCUAUUCUCUUGCCAAACAAUAUUAAGUCUAAGAUAUUAAGAAAAAUGUUUAGAUGUUUUCUUUAUUAUGUGUAUUAGGGUGUUAUUUAAUUUUACUAUGUUAUAAUCAUUACUAUUUCCUAAUGUAGGGUCUGUCAAGCAGUAGGUGAGUGUUCAUGGAGAUGGUGUGCUGGGUCAGGGCUCUUUGACUGGUAGAUGCUGCUCAUUUUCACAAUCAUUCCCUUUCCAUGCUGAUGGGAAGGCAGUGAUUCUGCAAAGGAGUUCUCUAGGGAACUAAGUUAUGCCUUAAAUCUCUAAAUGGAAAAACUCUCUUGUGUCUUGGAAUUUGAGAACAAAAUUCUCACUGAUGACAAUUUUACACAUGUGUAAAAUUUUUCAUUCAGUUCUGCUUACUAAUAUACUGGGUGUAACAGGACAUUACUAGCUAUAAGUGCUUAAGAAAUGAAUAUAGUGAAAACAGCUAUUUCAAAGUGUUUUUUCCUUUGUUCAUUUUUAGGUAAAGAUAUGCAAGUAGGAGUGAGAUAGAAUGCUUUCUAAGGCAGAUCCUUGCCUUUUAAAAGCUAAUGAAUGGGAGGAAGCAUGUAAAUAUGGACUAGAGUCCAGUAGGCUUUCAACUCAAAAUCUGUCUUAUCUUCUCUCCUACUCUGAGGAGCAGGGCCGUCAAUACUGCAAUUCUUUCAAUUUCAGAUGUAUGUAGGUAGGUGUCCUCUAUGCUCUUCCAACCCAUCUACCUUCUUCUUCUGCUGUGCUCUUCAAUUCUUACUCUGUCAUUUAACUGCUGCGGGGAAAAGGGGAAGAGAGUGGCUCCUCCCAUGCUGUUGAUAAUCUCUCAAAUGAGGGUUUUUAGAGAACUGGACACUCCUUCAUGGUUCAGUCCUCAGUACAUGGCACCUCCAGUUCCUUUGUCCAUUAGUUUUCUUGAGAGUUGUAGUGGGAGAUGGGGAGUGAGUUAAUGUGUAUUAUUGGCUUAAGAUAUAUGCUAAAUAGAUGCUAUAAAAUGUGCUCUAUGAUUAAAGUGAAAGACAACAACAGCAACAACUCUGCCUGGGGGUGGGGUUGCAUGACAGUAUAAAGGAAAGCAGCAAAAUUGUCACUGGAAUAGAGGCAAGGGAAUUUUAGGUAGACUGAAUUAUAGCGGUGUGAAAGAAUGUGACACCUCAUGUGGAGAGGGCCCAGGUUUAGAACUGUCAUUCUGCACCCUUUGACAACCUUGUAAAUGGGAAGAGAAGCAACAGGAUUGCAGUGUGAUCAUGAAGUUUAGAUGAAAUCAGAUCCAUGCAAGUCACCAACUGUGCCUGUAACUCAGGAGGCACCCCUCUGUGUUAGCAAUUGUUUCUAUGAUUUUUAAAGUCGCUGUGAUGGUCAAAAGUGGGAUGGAAGUAGUAGUCUGGCAAGAGCCACAUCAACCACCAGUGGCCUUGUUGUUUGUGCUAUUCUGUGAGCUUUAUCCUGAAGGCAGUGGGGGAGAAUGUACAGGGAUUAGUAUAGGAGGGAAGACCAGUCUGGUGGCAGUGUGGAGAGUGAAUAGUUUGGGUGUUGCUGGGGAGUCAAGAAUAGAGGUUAGUAGACCAUUUAGGAAGCUAUAUAAAUUUGUAAUUAUAAAGAAAUUAUAGGGCCAGUAUUGUGGCACCAUGGAUUGGGCCACUGCUUGUGAUGCUGUCAUCUCAUCUCGGAGUGCCAGGUUGAGUCCCAGUUACUCCAUUUUCAAUCUAACUUUCUCCUAAUGUGUCUCAAGUGCAGGAGACUAGGGUGGAGUUCUUGGUUCCUGGUUGCAGCCUGGCUCAGCCCUGACUGUUGUGGUCAUUUAGGGAGUGAACCAGUGGAUAGAUGUCUCUCUCCAUCUCUCUCUCUCUCCCCCCAUCUAUCUGUCACUCUAUCUUUCAAAUAAACAUCAUUUUUUUUUUAAAAAAAUUAUAAAUUGUGAAGGCCUGAAUUAAGGAUUGGUAAUAGAAGUAGAGACUAUUUUAAGAAAUAGGUGUUUUUGGCAAUGGAUUGCACAGAGGCAGAAGCAUCACUGAUGGCUUGGGGACAUCUUCUUACAAAAUAGUGUGGAUGGUGGUGUCCACAGAAGGGAAAAAUGCAGAAGAGGGAGUGGGACUGCAGACAGAAUGCAUUAUAUUUGAAGUGUGUUGAGCAUAGGGCAUUUGCAAUAUAGGUAAAGACAAUCAAAAUAGUUGGUUGAAAAUCUAAAAGCAUACUCAAAUGAUAUGGAUAUUAUAAAGUUAGGGAGUCAAGGAGAUAUGAAAAGAAUGCUAAAGGGGAAACUACUUGUUCAAAAGACCCAAAGGAAAUAAGUGGGAGGAGUUUGUUUUGUUUUGUUUUUAAGAUGAAUGUUUGUGGAUGUGGAUGAUGGAGAGGAGAAGAGGCAGAAAAGAAUAUUCAAGUUGGUGUAGAUUUAUCCAGAAAGUAGAAUUUAAUAUUUUUAUUUUAUAGAAGUCCCUGAAGGUAGAUGAUACCUGCUCAUUUAUUAACUGUUUAACUAGAAUGUGGUCAUAUGCACAGCUUAAAAAGACAUAUAUGAGAAAGGAUUAGCAUUGUGAGGAGGGAAAAAAGAAUUGAAAUAUGAGGUGCUUUGGGGGAGAUCUAGAAUUAAUUCUGCUACCAAUUUGAAACUGUGAUUUAAAUCCUCCAUGUUCUGGUUCCACAUUUCUUUUUAGUAAUACUCUGAUAAUAGGGAGGCAGAAGAAUUAUUACCAGAAUUGAUGUAUAAAGAGACAGUUCUUGGGGGCAGAAUGAGGGGGAGAGAAGAGUGAGGAGUAGCAUAGGGUCCUCUUGCAUUCCAAGUAGACCAAGGUGAUAGGAAUAUAUUUCAAGUAAAAUCCUGUUAUUUGGUUGUUUGAAAUUCAAAUAUAUCAAGAUUCAAACCUUGUGCCCAUUUAGAAUUGAAAUGCUAACUGAACAAUUCAAGACUCAUUUAAUUUUCCUUUGAAGAAUAUACUACUGCUAUUGAUGGGAGUCUUUUGCAAUGUGAGCUACAAAAAUAUCAAUGGAAAUACUUCUUCAUUGAGUUAGUACAAAUGAGGGAGAACAGAUGAAGGAGAGGAGAGAGUGAGCUGAGGAGUGGGAUAUUGAAGGGCUUGGUAAUGCUGGCAUCACAGAGUGUCUUAAAGGUUGCCAAAAUGUCAGAGGACAUUAUAUGGAGAAGGAAGAUAUAUGUCACUACCGAAAAAGGUUAGUGAUGUAGCAUCAGUGUUUGAUUAAAUAACUAAUUCUGUAGAGGGAGCCAAGUCUCAUUGUCCAAAAGGUCAAAGUGUUGACCAUUCUUUACUGCUUUUGUGAAAAAGAGGGAGAAAGCAAGAAUUAUAAGAGCUUUAGUGAGGUUAGUAGGAAAACACAAUCAAGGGCAUGCCUUCCUUCAGUACAGACAUCGCUUAAAGUCUAAAAAUCUUAGUUCAUGCCAUGUAGCUAAACCUUUGGUCACAACUGUGGCCGUGAAUGGGUUUUUAGAAAUUAUUUAUUUUGAAGUAUUUUUAAAAGAUUGUCCAACUUUCAACAUAUAUUCUAACAUCCUUCAGGUUCAGCAGGUUAUGGGAUUGUAUGGAAAAUAUUCUGAAAUCAUUUUAUCCAAGAAACUUGAAUCAAAAUAGCUUUGGCAUUAACACUAUUUUUUGAUUUUGAGCCUGCUUUCCUAACCACGCCAAAUACAUCAUUAUAGCACCAUGAAAUCUAGAACAAAAUGACAUUCAGGUUCAGAGUACGGUUCUAGAAUUAGCCAGACCUGAUGUCAAAGUCAAGUUCUGUCGUUUACCAGAUGUGUGAUUAAAUUACGUGAUCUUUCGUUGUCUUUACUUGUCCCAGCUGUGAAAUAGGGCCAAUCUUACUUCAUCAGGACUUGUUGUAAUUCAUAUAAAGUUUAUAAAUUUCUUAGGACACUUCUGGCCCAUUAAAACAUGAAAUAAAUGGAAGCUAUUAUUGUUGUUAGAAGAACCAACUGCAGGUAGAUUUUGUAUUGACAGCGGUAGAUUCUUUCCCAAAGGUGGUAGGUGAGCAUCCCUCCAGAUUUCAAGUCACCAUAGAUUUAGGAGAUGUUCAAGCUUUAUGAGAAUAUGAAAAGCAAGCCAAGAUUUUGUGGAAAUAGCUACUGCUGGCUCUGCCAUAAGGAAACUGCUAGUGUUAAGCUCAGUAUCUUGAGAAGAUGCUUGCCAGGUUGAACAUGUUGGAGGUGGCAGGUUGGGCAUGAAUCCACAGAGCAAAAGAUUUUCUCUGUUCCAGUGGAAGCCAUCUGGAAGGAGAGGAGGGUCAGAGCAUAUUGUAUUUUUAGCUAUGAUGCAAGGAUCAAAAUGAGCAGGUGUUCAGUAGAUGGUUCACUGUGGUGAGAGCAUAAUAAUUUCCUACUGUUGACCACUUGGGAAUAGAGACAGAACCAGAAAUUCUAUUAGGGGUUCAAAUCAGCUAUAGAAAUUGUCAGUUACUGGAGUCUGAUUUCUACCUAGAAAGUGUAUCUAAAGCAAAGAAGAUUUGAUUUAAAAAUUUUAUCUAGGAUUUUUAAACCACUAAACUUCAGGUAUGAUGUAUAAAUAGAGAGAGUGGUUUAAAUCUAUCUUACCAAUAAUGUAGUCUACAGACCUAGAGCUUGGGUGAUCCCUGAGAACUGGUUAGAAAAGCAGAACUUAAGCUACAUACCUGACCUCCUGAGUCCAAAUCCAUAACCAGGUGAUUUGCAUGCCCAUUUUUUAGUUGGUUAGGUCAAUGGUCUGUUGAGAGUAUAAUCUCAAGUCUUAUCUAGAAAUCUUUCCCACUGAAUAUGGCAUGAUCAGAACUUGCUCACGCAAUAGCAAUGGUAAGCUGUGUAAGAGCAGAGACUUGAAAUAUUUAUUGUGGCCUUUGCUACUGGAGAUAAGAAGCCUCUGUGAAAGAACUCGAACAAAGCAACAGUGUGGCUUCAGGGAUCUUGUAGGGAGAACUCUGAGACUGCGGCCUUCUACAGAAUGUGGGGACCAGGACCCCUUCACCUACCCAAAAAACCAGGGGAGGGGAAAACGAGGCUAUUGAGGGAACCAGCAUUUCUUUACAUACAGCUGUAUUAGCAGGGUUUGACUACUUCAACCUAGCAUGUUAAGAGAGAAGUAUAUUUUCUCUUAAUAUCAAGAGUUACACUUUUCUAAGUAUUUUUCUGCUUUUAAAGAGGCAUCCACUAUUAACACCCACCUGCCACACAUGCAUACACACCCAAAUGUACAAAAUGAACAAAAUCUAUUUUGUUAGAGGAAAGAAAAGCAUCUGAUCCUUUUGAAAAAUGAACCAAAUUUGCCAGCAAGCAUGUGGGAUGUACACCAACUGCCCAGAAUUAGAUCUGAAUCUACCCAUUUUGACAUUCCAUCUAUGUAGAAGCAAAACCAUGUGGAGUCCCAGGCUGAUAAAAUGUUCUGAAGGAUUGGAAGUGAAGAAUAAUUGCAUUGAAACAGCAAGCUACUGUCAACACUCCCAGACAGUGGAGAAGCUGAUGCCCUUCUCUAAAUAUAGGACCAGACCUAAAAGUUGUAUUUCCAAACUAGUGUUUUGCAAGAACACACUGCCAGUGAGGAGUUGGCAGGGCACCCACCCAAAGGAUAAUAUUCUGUAGUGGAGCUUGAAAUGUGGCAUAGCUGGGCCCUUGGCUCGGGAUGAGUUGACACUAGGUAUUACACAAGGAUGAUGCUUUUCAAAGGGGAAGAUGCUCCAAAGUGAGAGGAUACUCCACUUAUCUCUUUUGAGCUAUUCAUGUUAUUUUGGAUGAAGUACUGUGCAGGCCUGGACAUAAGCAGGCAGGUAGGCCUAGGAGCCAAGAGACCAGGCAGACACCAUUGUGAGAAGUAACUAGUGCUAGGUACUCAUGACAUGAGUUAAAGCAACUUGGGGGUGAGUAGACGAGGCAGAAAAGAGAGGGAAAGCAGAGGCACCUGUGAGUGGCUGGGAAUGUUAGUGAGCAAGAAAAUUUCCUCUCUCAUUCAGAGUG
Molecule: messenger RNA, 7292 nt
Organism: Oryctolagus cuniculus (rabbit)
Lineage: Eukaryota; Metazoa; Chordata; Mammalia; Lagomorpha; Leporidae
Source: RefSeq, a predicted model, not a curated record